Salvelinus namaycush (lake trout) is the source of this 1452-nucleotide messenger RNA. It is a transcript of the gene ppm1ab, whose product is annotated as protein phosphatase, Mg2+/Mn2+ dependent, 1Ab. Gene Ontology annotation, molecular function: protein serine/threonine phosphatase activity; magnesium ion binding; manganese ion binding. Gene Ontology annotation, cellular component: nucleus; cytosol. Gene Ontology annotation, biological process: positive regulation of canonical NF-kappaB signal transduction; negative regulation of canonical NF-kappaB signal transduction; protein dephosphorylation. The transcript has 3 exons. The record is from RefSeq and is a predicted model, not a curated record. Bases 163 to 1188 code for a protein of 341 amino acids. NCBI's taxonomy places the organism in Eukaryota, Metazoa, Chordata, Actinopteri, Salmoniformes, Salmonidae.
CGUCGGCGUUUCAUUCACACUAUUCUACUACUAUCUGUUUUUUCAGAUUCUACUUUAGCUAGCUUUUUAACCAAUAAGUUAGCAGUUUGUUUACCUGCCAGAGUUCACUAACGUUAUAGCUAUAGGUUCUAGAGGAUUUGGAUAAAGCUACCCAAAAAAGAGAUGGGGGCAUUUUUGGACAAGCCAAAGAUGGAGAAGUUCAAUGCCCACGGAGAAGGAAACGGCCUACGCUAUGGCCUGAGCAGCAUGCAGGGCUGGCGGGUAGAGAUGGAGGAUACACACACGGCUGUCAUUGGCCUGCCCCAUGGCCUCAACCCCUGGUCCUUUUUUGCCGUGUAUGACGGCCAUGCUGGCUCUCAGGUGGCCCGCUACUGCUGCGAGCACUUGCUAGAGCACAUCACCAGCAACCCAGAUUUCAGGGGUGGGGGUGCAGGACCAGGAGGUGGAGAAGAGGGCAGGGCAAUUCUGGACAGGCAUGGACCAGAGCCAUCUGUGGAGAGUGUGAAGAGUGGCAUUCGCACUGGCUUCCUGCAGAUUGAUGAGCAGAUGCGAGCUAUCUCGGAGCGUAAGCAUGGUGCGGACCGCAGCGGCUCUACUGCAGUGGGAGUCAUGAUCUCACCUCGCCACAUGUACUUCAUCAAUUGUGGCGACUCACGGGCACUCCUCAGCAGGGGAGGCCGGGUCCAUUUCUUUACGCUGGAUCACAAGCCCAGCAAUCCAUUGGAAAAGGAGCGCAUCCAGAAUGCCGGUGGCUCUGUCAUGAUUCAACGUGUUAAUGGAUCGCUAGCUGUGUCUCGGGCCCUUGGUGACUUUGACUAUAAAUGUGUACAUGGCAAGGGCCCCACAGAGCAGCUUGUGUCACCUGAGCCAGAGGUGUAUGAGAUUGAAAGAUCUGAGGCGGAGGACGAGUUUGUUGUGUUGGCGUGUGAUGGUAUCUGGGACGUGAUGGCCAAUGAGGAGCUAUGUGACUUUGUGCGUUUACGUCUAGAGGUGACAGAGGACUUGGAGAGAGUGUGCAAUGAGAUUGUUGACACAUGUUUAUACAAGGGAAGCCGGGACAACAUGAGUGUGGUGCUGGUGUGUUUCCCUGGUGCUCCCAAGAUCUCGCAAGAAGCUGUGAAGAGACAGGCAGAGCUGGAUAAGUACCUGCAGAGCAGGGUAGAAGGUGGAGCAUCUAAAAAGAAAUGAGUUAUGUUACACAUUUCAAAAGAGCGAGACACCUAUUGUUGUUGCGUAAACUUAUGGUAGUACUUAUUACUUACCAAAACAGAAACUAAAUAUAAAAGUACUCACAGAACCCCAAUUUUAAGUGUGAAGGCGCUUGAGUGUCUUUAUAGGCAACAUACUUUUUAAUAUGGUUUAUCCUGGACUUAAAAUGUCCUCAAGGGAAAUGUAGCAAAUUUUAACUUUAGAAUGCCUAACAUAUAUACAUAUAUAUAAAAUAAAAUCUUA